Molecule: messenger RNA, 1492 nt
Organism: Candoia aspera
Lineage: Eukaryota; Metazoa; Chordata; Lepidosauria; Squamata; Candoiidae
Gene: GORASP1
Product: golgi reassembly stacking protein 1
Exons: 9
Coding region: 125-1393 (422 amino acids)
Biological process (GO): Golgi organization
Cellular component (GO): Golgi apparatus
Molecular function (GO): protein binding
Source: RefSeq, a predicted model, not a curated record
CUUGCAGCGUUGGAAGCUGGAGAGGGGUGCUGUCCGCGGCCGGCGGCGAUGGAGGCGGCGGGGGAGCGGCUGAGGCCGACGAGGUCUCCUCCCAGCACCUGAGCCGGCCUCUCUCCGGGCAGCCAUGGGGCUGGGUUCCAGCUCCGAGGUUCCCGACGGGGGCUCCGAGGGCUAUCAUGUGCACGGGAUUCAGGAAAAUUCCCCUGCUCAGCAGGCUGGAUUGGAGCCAUUCUUUGAUUUCAUACUUACCAUAGGACACACCAGACUGAAUAAAGAAGGUGACACUCUGAAAGAUCUGCUAAAAGCCAAUGUUGAGAAAGCUGUGAAACUGGAGGUCUACAACAUAAAAACAAUGAAAGUGCGGGAAGUGGAGGUCAUCCCCAGCAAUAUGUGGGGAGGGCAGGGACUGUUAGGGGCCAGUGUGCGAUUCUGCAGUUUCCAAGGCGCCAGCGAACACGUAUGGCAUGUGCUGGGUGUAGAGCCAGCUUCCCCGGCAGCAUUAGCUGGCCUGAAGCCUCAUUCUGACUAUAUUGUUGGAUCAGAUCAGAUACUCCAGGAGUCCGAAGAUUUCUUCUCCCUGAUUGAUUCCCACGAGGGGAAACCUCUGAAGCUGAUGGUCUAUAACACCGAAACAGAUUCCUGCCGAGAGGUUUUUGUAACCCCCAACGGAGCCUGGGGUGGAGAAGGAAGCUUAGGAUGUGGCAUUGGAUACGGCUAUCUGCACAGGAUUCCCACCCAGGCUGCGGUCCCAAAGAAAGCGGCAGAGGCCAGACCCCCUUCUCCUUUGCCUGCUGGAGACACACCCCCAGAAUGCCCAGCUAAUGGCUACAUGGAGGCUUCCUUGUUGGCACCUGCCUCCCAGAGCGAAGAAGCCGAGAGUUUGGAUUACAGCUCCAGUCGCAGCGUGACUCCCUAUUCAGCAGAAAAUUCCCUCCACCCUCCUCCUCCUCCUCCUCUCCAGAGAGUCAUGGACCCAGGUUUUAUCGACAUGUCUGGAGCUGCUUUUCCCCAAUUAAUCGAUUUAGUAAAAACAGCCAACGUGCCUUCCUCUCCUCCUUUCAAUUUAACAGAUGUCCUGGCAGCUUCUGGUAGCUUAUCUACAAACAGUGAAACUCAUUCAUAUUUUGACCGGGCCUCUCUUCCAUUCUCAGAAGAAUCGGUGUCUCUCCAAGCAGGCGAGAACGCUCCGCCAGAACCACACGAGGGAAGGCCUUCCGUGUCCCCUCUGCCACCCCUUCCUAUGGACCUGUCUCUGAACACCACGUCUAGCGCGGAUGCCGAUGCUCAAGAAACUGUCCAGCAGCUCAAUGCCGCUGAGCCCCCCACGCUGCCCCUAACAGACGGUAGUGACAAACGUGCCCAGGAAUUGAUUGAAGAAACCAAAGAGGCCUAGCUCUCCAAAGGACGUUUUUUGCUGUUGGGCUUUGAAGCUAUUGGCCCCAGAAGGCCCUGGUUUUAUGUGGUCCAGAAACAUUGUUUGUUUUUGAAUCAC